CCUUCGUUAACCCUGUUUCUCUUCUUAUUUAUGUAUAAUUAAUUAUUCUCCUUCUUGCAUCGAUCGAUUUACAGCAAUAGCAGAUAGAGUACUGUAGAAGACGCGAGUGAAGGAGGAAAAGAAGUAGAAAUUAGCAGGGGAUAUGAAGGUUUUGAAUGCACUUGAUUCAGUCAAAACACAAUGGUAUCACUUCACAGCAAUUAUAAUUGCUGGCAUGUGAUUUUUCACUGAUGCCUAUGAUCUCUUCUGCAUCUCUCUCGUCACUAAGUUGCUCGGCCACAUUUACUACCAUGUGGAUGCCUCUUCAAAGCCUGGUUCUUUACCUCCCAAUGUCUCAGCUGCUGUCAAUGGUGUCGCCUUCUCUGGUACCCUUACAGGACAACUCUUCUUUGGCUGGCUUGGUGACAAAAUAGGCAGGAAGAAAAUCUAUGGCAUGACCCUUAUGCUUAUGUGUAUCUGUUUUAUUGCUUCAGGCCUUUCUUUUGGUAGGGAGCCUGAGACUGUCUUGACCACCCUUUGCUUCUUUCGCUUCUGGCUUAGUUUUGGAAUUGGUGGUGAUUACUCCCUUUCUGCUACUAUUAUGUCUGAAUAUGCCAACAAAAAGACGAGGGGUGCCUUCAUCGCUGCUGUUUUCGCCAUGCAAGGAUUUGGGAUGCUGUGAGGUGGUAUUUUUGCCAACAUUGUUGCUGCUGCAUUCCAGGCUAGUUUCAAGGAACCAACUUAUAAGGUGGAUGUGCUUGGUUCAACAGUUCCUCAAGCAGAUUAUGUGUGGAGAAUUAUAUUGAUGGUUGGGGCUCUUCCUGCUCUUCUCACUUACUACUGGAGUAUGAAGAUGCCUGAAACUGCUCGUUACACUGCUCUUGUAGACAAGAAGGUUCAGCAGGCCACUGUAGAUAUGGAAAAGGUUAUGAAGGUUGAAAUCGGGACAGAGAAAAAAGAGCCUAAAGUUUCUGCAACUAGUGCUGUAAAGUCCAACAACGAAUUUGGUUUAUUCACGAAACAAUUUCUUAGUCGACAUGGACUUCAUUUGCUUGGCACAACCAGCACAUGGUUUCUUCUUGAUAUUGCAUACUACAGCCAAAAUUUGUUCCAAAAAGACAUCUUGAGUGCCAUUGGAUAGAUUCCUGCUGCCAAGACUACGAAUGCAAUUGAAGAUGUUUACAAAAUUGCACGAGCGUAAACUCUUAUCGCUCUCUGCAGUACUGUGCCUGGCUACUGGUUCACAGUGUUCCUCAUUGACAGGAUUGGCAGAUUUACUUUUCAAAUGCUUGUUUUCUCAAUGAUGACAGUGUUUAUGUUUGCUCUGGCCAUUCCUUACAACCACUGGACUCACCCCGACAACCAUAUUAGGUUUGUGGUUCUAUAUUCACUGACCUUCUUCUUUGCCAACUUUGGACCCAACACCACUACAUUUUUCGUGCCAGCUGAAAUUUUCCCUGCUAGAUUGCAGUCGACUUGCCAUGGAAUAUCAGCUGCAUUUGGGAAGUUAGGGGCAAUGGUGGGUGCAUUUGGGUUCCUUUAUUUGGCUCAACCACAAGACAAGACCAAGGCUGAUGCAGGGUAUCCUGCUGGAAUUGGGGUGAGCAAUUCACUCUUUGUCCUUGUUGUAGUCAAUCUUCUGGGAACAUUGUGUACUUUCUUGGUUCCAGAAUCCAAGGGGAAGUCACUGGAAGAGAAAUCAAAGGAAAACGAUGACUCAGAUGAGGCAGGAGCAGAAGUGGACAACCAUUCAUCCGAUACCAGGACACUUCCUGUGAAGCAGUUACUUUUUUCCCUUUUUUCCCUUUUUCAUGUUCUGCCUAGGUUCCUGCAAGAAUGUGUAAGUAAAACCUGUGUAAUUGCGGCAGUUAGGCAGUUCCAUCCAUCAUUUAUAUUAGUUGUCAUAUAUGGACUGUUCACAUGUGUUCAAACAUCUGAGAGAAGCAAAACAAUGUCAACACCAUAUACACUGACAAGCUAA
Molecule: messenger RNA, 1960 nt
Organism: Capsicum annuum
Lineage: Eukaryota; Viridiplantae; Streptophyta; Magnoliopsida; Solanales; Solanaceae
Product: inorganic phosphate transporter 1-4-like
Exons: 3
Coding region: 1265-1960 (231 amino acids)
Biological process (GO): transmembrane transport
Cellular component (GO): membrane
Molecular function (GO): transmembrane transporter activity
Source: RefSeq, a predicted model, not a curated record